Messenger RNA from Phaedon cochleariae (mustard beetle), 10110 nucleotides. The record is from the annotation of a GenBank genome assembly. NCBI's taxonomy places the organism in Eukaryota, Metazoa, Arthropoda, Insecta, Coleoptera, Chrysomelidae.
AUUUGACGCAUUUUUUCAGUAUUUUGAUGUUUCCGUGACAUUUUUCUGUGUUUGGUGUUUGUGUUCCAUGUUCCAUGCUUCCAUGUCCAUUCCAUUCUAUUUUUAUUUUCAUUGAGUGGUGAUGAAUUAUCAAGAAUUAUUGUGCAUACUGCAUAGGAUUUGCGUAAAUAAAUAUUAUCGCAUUGCAUAAACAGGCAUUUUAGAACUUUUAUCCGAUCUGAAUGUUGACUACCAUGGUUCAAGUGAAUAUUUUUUACGAUGGUAGAUACACAACAUUUCUGUCUGCGUUGGAACAAUUAUCAAAGCAGCAUAACAUCAGCCUUCGAAAACCUCCGUGAUGAUGAGGACUUCGUAGAUGUAACGUUAGCUUGUGAUGGAAAAAGUUUGAAAGCACAUCGAGUAGUGUUGUCUGCCUGUAGCCCUUAUUUUCGAGAAUUACUCAAGAGCACACCCUGUAAACACCCAGUGAUAGUGCUGCAGGAUGUGGCGUGGACGGACCUGCACGCGCUCGUCGAGUUCAUCUACCACGGCGAGGUGAACGUGCACCAGAGGUCGCUGUCGUCGUUCCUCAAGACGGCUGAGGUGCUGCGCGUCAGCGGGCUCACGCAGCAGCACGGAGAUAGCCGCGACCAGUUGGCCCAAGUCCAGAGCAUGAUCAGACCGCCGCAGCUGCCCACCCCCGUCUCCAACCACUUCGACAAGCACCAUCCCGACGACCAGCCCCCGCCGCAUUUCGCCGCCCCCGCCUCGCCGCCGCACGGCGCUACCGUCAACCAGAUACUGCGCCGCGCGGCCAUGCAGUACCGGCGCGAGCGGCGCAUAUCCGCCGAGCCGGUGGAGGGGGCGGAGCACAAGCGCCUCAGGGCGGAGCACCUGUUGAUCGGGAACAACAAUAAUAAUAACGACUUGUUGCAUCCGCCGCAAACGCAACCUGCGGAUUUUUCGCCUAGUGGGAUGAAGAACAACGUGCUCAAUCUGAAUGUGAACUCGACGAUAAAGAACGAUAUUGAAGGCAACGGCAUCAGCAGCACGGGCACCGACCGCGACCGCUCGCCCUGCUCCCCCACCGCCACCGUCCUAUCGCGCUGCCACGACAACAACAACCACGACCCCAUCAAGCGCGAGCCGCCCGCCGACCCGCCGUGCGACAGCCGCGAACCGCCCAGCGACGACUCGGCCGACGGGGCGAACGGCCUGGUCGCCCACGGGCUGGCCCACGGGCCGCUGUCGGGCAGCUCGGGAGACCCCGAGGACCAGGACGGCGCCAUCGGGGCGUACUUGACGGCGGGCGAGGGGAAGAUGUUCGCAGGCGCGGGGUUCAAUUUCAGUAUGGCGGCGCUGGCGGCGGAUCCUACGGGGCUCGGAGGUUUAAAUCACUCUCUACAAGGAAAUGAUGGUUUGGCAGGCACCUCACAAGGUUUGGACGACUUUCGAUGUCAACCGUGCAACAAAAGCCUCAGCUCGCUAACGAGACUCAAGAGACAUAUACAGAACGUACACAUGCGCCCGUCCAGAGAACCAGUUUGCAACAUAUGCAAGAGGGUAUACAGCAGCCUUAAUUCUUUAAGGAACCACAAGAGCAUUUACCAUCGGAACGUUAAGAACAUAAAAACCGAGGACAUGAUAUCACCCCACCCGUUUUAUCUCUGAGGCAUAUAUAGAAACCAUGCGCUGAAAUGUCUUUGUCUGGGGUGUUUUUAUUUUUGAAUGAGGAACAUGCCAGAUUUCUUUGAUUCGAUAGAUCCGAGUGUGUUUGGAGGCGUACAAAAUAUUUUUAUAUGUUCCGACUUAUUUUUAUUUAUUCCAUGUAUCGAUAGGUUGUUAUUGUUUUUGAGAUAAGUUUAUCUUUGGAGAACUGGAAAAUGGACAAAAUAUUAUGUUGUAUUUAGAUAUCUCAUUGAUUCCUAGUAAUACUAUCAUAUAGUUAUGUUUAUGUUAUGAUUCUUUCAAGUAAUGUUUAAUUUGAGCUGUCUAAAUAGAGUUACCAAUAUUGUCUAUUAUAAAAAUAGUAUUAUUGGUAUACUAAAAAUAUUAACUCUUCAUUUAGAUCUGCUUACUAAAAAGUUCCUAAUAUAUUCAAAAAAUUUGAAUUAUGGUCCUAUAUACAAUAAUCAGAUAGAUCAUUUAUUCACUUAUCACAUAUUGGAGAGUCCGUAAGACUGAUCUCGAAUAUAUCAUAAUUGAUCAUCCUUUCAUUGUUCAUUCCAUUGUUCCGGUUGGUUUUUGUCCAUUUUUCAGAAUUACCUUUUAGAAGCCGAAUGUUAUUAAGGUAAUAUAUUUAUAAAAAUCAAAAAGAUAUACAUAUAGUAUGCUUCUAUGUAUAAAUGCUUAACAAUAAUUUUAUACAUUCGAUAUCAAUCGUAGGCUAUAAAAAAAGUUAUAUAAGUAAUUGCAGUAUCACAACUUCAACGUCAUCAACAACUAAAGUAAAAUCAAUCACUAUUGAUAUAGUUACUAGUCUGUAACAAUGAUUGAGAGCCACGUUACAGAUUUCACAUCAACUUCUUCUCGCCCUUCAUUGGUAUUCUACUGUUUGGAUCCAUCAAUAAUUUGGAUAUCAUCUGAGAAACAUACCAUCAAUUCAUAAUUUGCUUGAUGAAUCUUCAUAUAUACUUUCCUGAGAACUAAAUGUUAGAACAGCUGCCAUAUUCAGACAAGAUGUUUUUUAAUUUUGCUUUCUACAGCACACAAAAUCAAGAGGACUUCUAUAAAUAGUAUAAAUUGCCACAUAUUCAAAUGAACUUGCCCCUUCAUCUUCUAGGCGAGUGGGCCAUCAAAACCUUUUCAAAUGUUUAACUAGUUUUCAUCUUAUUGCCAAAUUUCGGUUUAUGAACAUUGAGAAUUUGUGAUCUUGGCUGUUACUUACAUAACCCUAAAAUUAGUUGCUUGCGUUCAGUGGCUGGUCGACCACAGUGCAUUUGGACAACAGCAGUGAGAGAAGCUCUCGAUCGAAAUGUGAUCAAGUGAUACAGAUUGACAGAUCGAGAAAGUGACCAACGUCGGACAUGUUGCUGAACGCGGGCGAGAUGAACAGAGGUGAUAACCCGAUAUUGCUACCGAAUGGCAGCUAAUCUGGGAAGCCCCGAGCAGAUGGCGCUAGCUGUCGGUCUUUGUUUAUUUCGUUGCAGUGACCAAGGAUGAUGUUACUACAGAAGUUCGUUCGGGUUGUUUUUUUAAGCCGAAGGUGCAAAAUAUUAACUCAUAAAUAUUUAGACAGAUAUGUCAAGUUACGUGAAUGUUCAAUUUUUAUAAUACUCCGGAAAUUAUGCAAGUUGCAGAAUAUCUAAAACAAAAAAAGUAUUCAGGAAAUGAAUACUUGACUAAAAUUUCAAUCUAGUGAAAAUACCUUUUGAAGAAUAACUACCCUACUGUAAGACUAUAUGUCUAACAUAAAGAAUAUAAAUCGGUUAGAGAAGGAUGAGUUCGAUGACCUGCUACGCAAAACAAUUCAUUGAGAUGAAAAUAUAUUCAUAUAAAAAGCUUAAUCUACUCAUUCAUCAUUCAUUAAUUGUUUCCUGAUAUAUUUAUCACCCAAGGGCCGAAAGCUUAUAUCCUACAUUUCUUCUCUAAUAAAGUAGGUCAAAUGAAUAGAUCAGAUUACAGCUGUACAGGAAUCCACUUGAACUUAGCCUUUCAGAAAAACAGUGUGUAGUAAAUAUUGUAAACACUUUUAGUUUUUGCUACAACACGAUCAUUAUUGCAUCGUGAAUGAGAUAUACUAUUCUGCCAGGCAGGCAUCAUAUCACUAAAGAUGGAUUUCUUACGAAAAUACAGCCAUUCACAUAUUACAGCUGUCAAAGAGGUCCAUCAGUAACGUCACAGCAACUCAUAGGUUGGUUUACAUUGAGUCUCAUAUAGUCUGUAGUCACAUCAUCCUUGUCCAGUGAAGAUUAUUUUUUCAUGAAAGUAAGUAAAUAAUUGUUAUUGAAAGUCUCAACGUUGUAUUAUGCUCCUCGAGACUGGCUGGACAUAGUUUCCCAACAGUCAACCGUCAAUUCAUUGUUUGAAUCAUUGACAUCACUAGCGCCACCAUGCGGAAGCAAUAGCGGACAUCACUGUCGUUACUACCUUGUCACAGUUCAAUCCUAUACAGAUCCAGUUAUAUCAGUCGAUGAAAUCGUAUACCCAGGCAACAACAACUCAUGGAGUGCCAUUUGUGGCCGUGUCAUGUUAUGUGCCUUCGAGCUGUGCAGCUGAAGUUGGUUAGUCAGCCCAUGACUCACGGGUUCCAGAAGACGGAUUUUAAUGACUAAUAUUCAAGAAUAUUUUGUGUCUUGGUGUUGAUAUAGCCAAUAUAUAUGGGUGUUGUUCCUGGAUCGUUUUUUUGGAGGACAAAUAGUGCACUUUCAGAAGGCAAAGGUGCACAUUUUUUGUAAUAGAUUUUUACUAGUUAUAUUACAUAUUUCCAAAUUUUUUACGCAUGUGCAAAAAAAUUUAUUCAGAUACUUAUAUGUGACAGUGAUGACAGACUGAUGCAAGGAUUAAAGCUGGAUUUCCAUGAAUGCAUGAUGCUACUUUCACAAUUCCAAUUGGGUUGCAACUAUCUUAUCCAUUUCGAUUGUCGACUCUUCAUUUAUUAAUUACCAUUAUAUUAAUCAAUAUAAUAAUCAAAAAUCUUCAUAGAGGGAGUCAGGGUCAAACCUACAUCUCACAUAGUCAAGUCAGCUGUCAGAAAGUCACACAUCACAAAAUCCCAAUGGGCAACAAUGGCAACUCUCAAUACUGACAUACGACACUAUUGGAUAGAUUUCAAAUUUUUUCCACUUCUCAAUAGUUGCGUUUUAUCCAUCUGAUUCCGCCACCGGAAUCACUUCAAUGUGUCGUUUUAUCUGCGACUUUUCCGAUUCCGCUUGCUACUUUUCAUUUCGUCUCACUACAAGGAAUGACUUGGAACGACUGUUGACAGUUGUCAAAAAAUCAAAUAAGUUUGACGAAAAUCGAAACUUUUUGAAAGCAAAUGACAUUUAGAAGACAUUUUCAUCUUGAGGUUCACCAGUUCAUGAGACAAGUAAGGCAGGUUUCUAUGUUCAUUCCCAGAUAAAAUUAAUUAUCUCGAUCUCAGAGAAGUUUCUCCAAUCACCACAAUCACUGCUUCAAAUAUUAGUUGAUUCAUUUUCUUUAUUCUUAACUCUAGUAUUAUGAUUUUGAAAUUAUUUGGAUCCCCAAUACACAAAUACAACCUCUUAUGUAAAUUCUCUCAUGCAAGGUCAUGCAUCUUCUCGUUUUAUUUGUAAACGUCAUUCUGUUACCACCACCGCUACCAGUAUAGAACAAACGAAACGCAACUAAUAGUGACUGACAUUGCCAUUCGACAAAUUUAAUGUUUCUUCUUCCCAAUUACUUUGAGUACAAUAGCAAUAUUGUUUUUACCUUGUUACAUUCUCACUACUGACAUCAAUCUAGUUAGAAGGAGGUGAGACGGAUCUGAGUUGCCGAUUGAAUAAAAAGAACAGGUUUUUUUAUCUGUCAGGAAGGGCGAGGGAAGAAAACAUAACCCAACAUAAUUCAACCAAAAUGUAAAAUGGCUGAGGAAAUUAAUGAGGAGCAUAGAAAUAUUAUUGUAGUGAGUAUUCAAAGGAUUCAACCUGUGGACUGAAACUUCAAAGCUGAAAGCAUGUCAAAAUCAAAAUAUAACCUCACAAUUUUCAGCACAGAACCACAGAAUUACUAGAAUUAAUCCAGUCUCACCUUUGUCUCACUACAACACCAAAUGAAUAGCAAUCUCAGUUGGGGUGAGUGGAAAGAAAUAGUCGAAAUAAGUUCUAGAGACAACUCACAUCAGACUAAGAAGUUAUUGCUGCACUGAGAAUCUUGGUUAAUCUCAGUCAAAGUUGGUAAAAAGGAUAUUACUUAUCAAUUUCUGGUAGACAGUUUCAAAGAAAAUGAAAAGUGCACUUUUUGGACGAGAUAAAGAAAGUGGUGCUGCAGUGCGUACUGAAUUCACAAAUGGCGUCAAAUUGCAUAAUCGUGCAGCCAGGAACAACACACUGGGGUAACGAACAUCAGAGGUGCCGACUGCUGGAUCUGUAAGCAUUCGACUGUGAUCUUGUAUAGAUUUUAAGACUUGCUUGACCGAUGAUAAAGCGGGGGCCUAAUAGGAUCUUGUCUGUUCUCGGUGUUCGGUGGACACACAGCUCGCAGGCUGAGCUUUCCGCUGCCUCUGAACGCCAGCCACCGAUGCGACGUUUGCGGCAAGCUGCUGAGCACCAAACUAACCCUGAAACGACACAAGGAGCAGCAGCACCUGCAACCGCUCAACAACGCUGUCUGUAACCUGUGCCAGAAAGUGUUUCGGACUCUUAAUUCGCUCAACAAUCACCGGAGCAUUUACCAUCGGAGACAGAAAUGAACUCUUCCUGUUAGGCAUAGUGUCCUGUUAAGCCCCCGCUAUGACGCUUUUCGAUUUGUCAAGCAGUCGAUAUAUCUGUUAUUGAUAGUUAGACUUUAAACGUAGGGAUGUAAAGAUAAUGGAGAUGUAUGUAUUGCAUAGUUUCAUAGUUUGGGGAUAUGUUGUUGACAGUAAGUAGUUGCUGUCGAUGCUGAUGCUGAAAAAUUCGACUACAGGACGCAAGCUUGAAAGCCUGAAAGGACCUUGACAAAUUAUGGGAAAAUAUCUCAAUUGUGGCUUCCAAGUAUAGUCUACUCGUAUAACCGCUAUCAUGGUGUCCUUGAGACUUGACUGUAGACAUGUAUUCCGAAACAGAAUUAAUAACAUUUUUCAACUACAAAAUAGCCACAAUGCUCAAAGUGGAAAGAAAUGCAAAUACGUCAAAGUCAUUCCCACACAAUGUUCAUAAAAUGAACAACAAUGGUAGAUAUAGGGAGAAAAACAACUUUUUUCCUGGCUAAUGCCACGCAGAACAUUGAAUUACAUCCUCCCGAAAUCUAUGCAUCGACUCGUAUAAACGAAUACUGAUACAAGUGAUUCUUUCCUGAAUGCCUAUUGAAUUCGAUUUCAUAGUUGAAAUUACGCCAGUCUGGCAAUCAGUCACUCCCGUAUGGGAAUUUCAGUUUCGGAGUGUUUCUUUCCUUCUUUUCUACUCAGAUGGCGUUGCUUUCAUAUUGUCUAUGAAGGUUGUUUCUGGGGGAAUAUAAUACCGACUUGAUUUCUGUUUUGGCGAGGCUGAGCUUAGUCGGCGGUCUUAGGACUGCUGGCCCUGCACUGAUGAGAGUCAAAGAGCUCGAAACCGGUUUGUAGGUGUCUAGCGUGGCCUGGCUAAAUCGAAAGCAAUAGGCAUUCAGGAAAUAAUCACUUGUAUCAGUAUUCGUUUAUACGAGUCGAUGCAUAGAUUUCGGGAGGAUGUAAUUCAAUGUUCUGCGUUGCAUUAGCCAGGAAAGUAGUUGUUUUUCUCCCUAAAUGUACCAUUGUUGUUCAUUUUAGGAGCAUUGUGUGGAAAUGACUUUGAGCUUUUUGCCCAUGCUAACCUAAAACCAGAUAUUUUACUGCUCGCGAAUGCUUUUGAACACUUAAUUCGUUAUGUACCUCGUUAAAGGCCUUUUUACCGAAAUUAAAAGGACGAUUAAACAAUCAGGGCUGGUUUCAUAAACAUUGCUGUUAUCUUGACGAGGAAUCACGAGAGCCUAGUUUUCGAAAUAUUCCCAAACCUCAUUGUCAGAUUGGUCACAGUGAGUCACGUGAUACAUUAUGGGCGCAUGCGCAUUCGCUCGUAGAAAAAAUGAAUUAUUAACGAAACUCUCGGGCUCACGAGACGAUGGAAAACAUCCUUGAAAGCCUAAACACUAAACAAAUGAUCACAGUGGACUGACGCCAUGCUAUUAGAGGACCAGAAUAAAACUCCCUGGCCAAACUCAGCCUCCACAAUUUCAUUGCGAAAAAUAAUCAUCAGAAAACACGAAUCUCAACAUAUCACGUGAUGGAAAUGGUUCGAAAGAUUUAGGCACUUCUGAGGAAUCUACUCUCCUAACACAUCAGCUGAGGCAUACGUUGCCACUUUCCAUGGAUAUGCAAUGAUUGAGUCUAGUUCUGAUGGUAUUGUAGAAUGAGAUGUUUAUUUAAUGUCCCAUACGAGACUUUACUUUUUGAUGGCCACUUUGUGAGCUACCUGGCAACUUAUUGAAAAUUUCAGUUGAUACUUAGUCCGAAAGAUGCACUGGUUUUAUGUUUUGAAUGGCUUCUGUAUCAGUGGCACUAAGUUGCUUUCGACAAAGAGUAAUGAAAGCUUAAUGGAGAAUUAUAAUGAGGAAGUUAUGAACUGUUGAAGUCCAAUUAUCUCAUAGGAGGAUAGUCAAUGAUCAAAGUAAACCUCACUGAGGCGCAAAUUUCGACGAUAUGAUCGUCAAGUUUGGUCGACACAAAAGCACAUCAGUGCCUAAACAUUGCUUUGAACAACAGAACUUCUUUAUCUCAGACUAUUAACAUAUUAUUAUAAAAGUAAUAUAAUACGAAUCAUUCAAGUUCAAUGGAUAUUUUAAAAUUUUCCACGAGAACAUGUUAAUUUGGCAAAAAUUAAUAAAAAAUCAACCUGACGGACUCGUUUUUAUCUAAUUCUAAUAGUUCGAAUGCUUUUUCCUCGAAUGCAGUAGUUUGAUUGAAAUUUUGACAGUUCAAUAUGUAUAGGCAGUUUUAACGAGAAGAAGCGGUUUUAUCAGUAUAAUGCCUGAUUAUUGACUAGAAUCACGCGUUGCUAUAAUGCGUUGAUAUAACUUAAUUAUCACCUUUUGAUAUGUGAAGGAAAGAAAUAGUAGGUAGGUAUGACAUUUUUCAAAAUGAAACAUCCAGUGAAAUUGAUAGUCAGUUAGACUAUAUUUUGGAGCCAACAUCAUAUUUUUCUUCUGAGAAGUGAAGAACGUAUUCUGUUGGGAACAUUUUCCAGUGCGUUAACUUGAUCUCACAUUUUUUAUUUAAAAGACUGAUGAAGUAAAAAUAAUAUAUUAAUUAUUUCAUUAACAAAACUAAUUUAGUUUCUGCAUAUUUUAUAUGUAUGAACAAAACGAAUAUUGGCAGUAAUUAAAAUUGAUAAUGCGAUUGGCUGUGAAAAUCAAGACGGACAUUGAAUCAUUGAAAAGUAUUUUGAGAAAAGUAUUUAUUUGCAAAUUAAUGUUUGUCUCCAUUAUUUUUAUCAUGAUAUUGUACUAUCGGAGGUUUGUAGAAAUUUACUUAUUACUGUCUAGCAAACGUUGCAUCUUUUUGGCACUGUGAUAUAUUUUUGUUGAUAUGAUUCUAAAGAAUUUUAUGAUUUAAUGUAACGUUUUUGCCAGUAAUAUGGGAAAUGAACUUUUAUAUAAGAAAAAAAAUCAAAGCCUUUUUAUAUAAUAAUUGGUGAAAGGGAUUCUAUAUUACAUAAACAUAUUGAAAAUACUUGAACGAUAUAUCUUUUAUUAUUCUUCUUCAUUAUUUCAAUGCUUAAGAAAAUUUGAUAUUUUGUAGCAUAUAAAAAGAGGUUUGAAUUAUAUAAAAUGUGCAAUAAAAAUUAUUGUAUCGAGAUUUGAUUUCGCAUAAAAGUUUGAUUGCAAUAUUGGUUAUGAAAUAAUUUGUUAGCUGAUGAUUAUGUUACUCUUUUGGAGAAAUAAAUACUGAAAUCUUUUAUAUGCUAUGAUUUUGUACUGAUUUAUUCCGGAGGCUUUAUAAUAAUAUAAUAUGUUGUUUAAUAGUACCUAAGUAGUAUAUUUUUUUAUUAUGUGUGCCUAAGCAUUCAACUUUUGUAUUUAAAAUCCAGUUGUUGCACAGAGAGACAGGACUUAGUUUUCAAAAGACUGAAAUUAUAAUUAUUAUUUGCGGUAUUUUUUUUAAGACUGAUAGAUUUGACUGAUUUUGCUACUUUCGGUAAGACAAAAGGAUUGGCAAACCCCUAUUUUUCAAAUUGAACUGAAUUUUCUUUGGUCCUGUGUAGUAACUUAUUAGUUUUUUUUUUGCAUUAUGAGCAUGUUGAUGUUGUUUGAUGCAAUAUUUAUCAUAUUUUAUGUACUGUUGUAUAACCUUUAUUUAUGUUUAAAUAUAUUUUUACAUUUGCAAAAGCAGCUUGGGUUUUAUUUUGCUUGAAUAGUUUUGCCAUCAUCCUGUUCUAUGUAACUAUAUACUUCACAACUCAUCAACACUGCAGUGUUGCCACCAGGAGAAAUCUGAAAUGUUUUUCCUUGACAAUGAAAUCG